GAAUCUGCGUAAUUAAUACGCUCGGAGAGAGAUAAGGCGUCGUAACACUGACGGCGUUAUGCGACACCGUCUGAUCGAUGGCUCGGUGCUACAAAACAUCCCGAACACUGGAAUUAUCCCAAUGUUGGGCUCGAACGCACCUGAACUCUUAUUUCCGUGUAAAAUAAAGUAAACUACGGAAUACGUGUGAUGAACUGAUCAGGAGCUGGUUUUCCGUUUCACUCGGUGUGGCGUGGCUGGGCUCGAUCUGUGUGAGGAUCACUUCCAAACUAAAUCAGUACCGGGACGCGUGUAAAUGAUUGGAUUUAAAGACCGUAACACACUAGUCAGCUAACGUUACUUCCAACUGCAAACAUGGAGACUAAAUUUAAGACUGCAGCUCAGACUGCUCAGGACUUGGAGCGAGAAAGACAGUACUGUGAACUUUGUGGGAAAAUGGAGAAUCUCCUAAAGUGCGGCCGGUGUCGAACCUCGUUUUACUGCAGCAAGGAGCACCAGAAGCAGCACUGGAAAAUGCACAAGGUGAAUUGUAAAGAAUCCGAGGUAAAACCACAGGUUUCAAAACAGAAGUGUGCUGAACCUCAGGCACCGUCCGGGCGGAUAGAGGGACAGACACUACCGUCACCACAACUAAAGACACGCGUCCAACCCGACAACACCGCAUCUCCCAGCGGAGAGACAAGAAUGAAAGGUUUUAUAACUAACGCAGAGUGCGCUGGCUCCUCGGUCGGGAAACCAGGCGGGUCGAACACCAAACCCAACGGACAGACCACCACCCGGUCCACGCCUCAGAAUCUCGCCAUUGAGUACAUCGUCCCGUGUAUGAUAAAACAUGGGAUAUGUGUCGUUGACAACUUCCUCGGCGGUGAAACGGGGCUGGCCAUCUUGGAAGACGUCAAAUUGUUGCAUAAAACCGGGAAGUUUACCGACGGUCAGUUGGUCAGUCAGAAAACGGACUCCACUAAAGACAUUAGGGGAGAUAAGAUCACAUGGAUCGAGGGCCGAGAGACCGGAUGUGAGAAGAUCUGCUUCCUCAUGAGCCGGAUGGAUGAUCUGGUCAGACAUUGUAAUGGUCAGCUGGGAAACUUUACAAUAAAUGGAAGGACUAAAGCGAUGGUGGCGUGUUACCCAGGCAACGGGACCGGAUACGUACGCCAUGUGGACAAUCCGAAUGGAGACGGGCGAUGUGUCACCUGUAUAUACUACCUAAAUAAAGACUGGGACACCAAGGAACAUGGGGGUGUUCUGCGUAUCUUCCCAGAGGGUAAAGCUCAGUUUGCCGACAUCGAGCCUACGUUUGACCGGUUGCUGUUUUUCUGGUCAGACAGACGGAACCCACACGAGGUCCAGCCCGCCCACGCUAUCAGGUAUGCCAUCACAGUGUGGUAUUUUGAUGCUGAUGAGCGAGCCAGGGCUAAAGAGAAAUACCUAACAGGUAAACCUCUUACUAUGAGGAUAUCACUGUAUGUACCGUAAAACGUUCAUUAAUUGCCUAGGCAUUUAUUUAAUUCAAUGAUUGAACACAACAGGCGCUUAUUAGAGACAGGCUUCUAUUUAGAGACGGGCUUCUAUUUAGAGACGGGCUUCUAUUUAGAGACGGGCUUCUAUUUAGAGACGGGCUUCUAUUUAGAGACGGGCUUCUAUUUAGAGACGGGCUUCUAUUUAGAGACGGGCUUCUAUUUAGAGACGGGCUUCUAUUUAGAGACGGGCUUCUAUUUAGAGACGGGCUUCUAUUUAGAGACGGGCUUCUAUUUAGAGACGGGCUUCUAUUUAGAGACGGGCUUCUAUUUCCUUAAUGCACAUAACUUUUUCUCAAUAAAAUGUUGAAAAGACCAACCCACUGUUUAUUGUUACCAGUAUAAACAUUAUAAUAACACAAUUAUUAUCUAUCGCAGAUCAGACUUACAAAGACUAGGCUGUCUAUCAUACACCCAUGAAUUUGAUGCUGUGUUUUCUUGUUGGUGGCGCCAUGGCUAGCAACGAUGACAGAACAUUCUUUUUACAAAUGUUUUUAAUGCACAUGCCUGUGGAAAUAUAAUAGUUGUGUCCAUGGUAACCUGGUAAACACUUUUAUUUCGACCCGGUGUUUAUUUGAAACAGCCGAUGCCCAGCUUUUAAAAGGGACAGGCGGCUGUUUGAGACUCUGCGUUUAAUUAAAGUUUUAUGUUUUAACACCUUUCCAUAAACCUAGGAGAAUCAUCUCGCUGUCAGCCUCUACUCUAAGUCUGUGUCUGUCUGCCUGUCUGCCUGUCUGUCUGCCUGUCUGUCUCUGUCUGUCUGUCUGUCUGUCUGUCUGUCUGUCUGUCUGUCUGUCUGUCUGUCUGUCUGUCUGUCUGUCUGUCUGUCUGUCUGUCUGUCUGUCUGUCUGUCUGUCUGUCUGUCUGU
Oncorhynchus keta (chum salmon) is the source of this 2385-nucleotide messenger RNA. Its product is annotated as egl nine homolog 1-like. Gene Ontology annotation, cellular component: cytoplasm; nucleus. Gene Ontology annotation, molecular function: ferrous iron binding; peptidyl-proline 4-dioxygenase activity; L-ascorbic acid binding. The transcript has 4 exons. The record is from RefSeq and is a predicted model, not a curated record. Gene Ontology annotation, biological process: cellular response to hypoxia; peptidyl-proline hydroxylation to 4-hydroxy-L-proline. Bases 355 to 1476 code for a protein of 373 amino acids. NCBI's taxonomy places the organism in Eukaryota, Metazoa, Chordata, Actinopteri, Salmoniformes, Salmonidae.